CGGGCCCGGGGGCCGCGCAGGGCGAAGGGCGAAGGCGACUUCCUGUUCCCGGCCUGCUCGGCGGCGCGUCGCCCGGCCGCGGGGCGGGGGCAGGGGGGGCCCAGUCCCCGGCGCCGAGAUCCCCCUCCAGCGUCGGCGCGGGGGGGGGCUGCGCAGGGAGCCGGGGUGCGGGGGGCUGCGAUGGAGGAGUGGGCUCUGCUGGAUGAGAGGCAGAGGGAGCUCUACCGGGACGUCAUGCAGGAGAACUAUGGGGACGCCAUUUCACUGGGAUUUCCCGUUCCCAAACCGGCUGUGAUCUCCUGGAUGGAGCGCGAGGAGGAGCCAUGCGACCCAGAUCUCCAGGGCUCCGAGGAACAGGAGAUCCCAGCAGGUGACGGGACGGCGAGUGACAACGAGGAAGAGGAGGUGGCCGAGCCUCCCCGGCAGGAGGAAGAGCCUCCAGGGCCGGAAGCCCCCAACCGCCCCGACUGGGCCGAAGCCUGCGAGAGCUUGUGCCGGCCCCCGCAGCGGGGGGGCCGCUGGGGCCCGUACGCCCGGCGGCGGCGGGUCAGCGCCAGCCCCCGGGCCGAACCUCGCUUCUUCGACUGCCCCGACUGCGGGAAACGCUUCACACUCAGCUCCCACCUCAUCCGGCACCAGCGGGUGCACACCGGCGAGCGCCCCUUCGCCUGCGGGGUGUGCGGGAAGAGCUUCUCGCAGCGCUCGGACCUGGGCCGCCACCAGCGCACCCACACGGGCGAGAAACUCUACCGCUGCACCCAGUGCCAGAAGAGCUUCAGCGAGAGCUCCCACCUCAUCCGCCACCAGAUCAUCCACUCCGGCGAGAAGCCCUUCAAGUGCAACGUCUGCGGCAAGAGCUACGGCGACAGCUCCUACCUGGCCGUCCACCAGCGGGCCCACACCGGCGCCCGCCCCUACCGCUGCCCCCUCUGCGGCAAAAGCUUCGGACGCAGCUCCACCCUCAUCCGCCACCAGCGCGUCCACACUGGCGAGCGGCCCUACAUCUGCAACGAGUGCGGGAAGAGCUUCACCCAGUGGUCCAAGCUGGUGCGGCACCAGCGCAUCCACACCGGCGAGCGCCCCAACACCUGCAGCGAGUGCGGGAAGAGCUUCACCCAGAGCUCCCACCUGGUCCAGCACCAGCGCACCCACACCGGCGAGAAGCCCUACCGCUGCUCCGAGUGCGGCAAGAGCUUCAGCUGGAGCUCCAACCUCAUCCAGCACCAGCGCACCCACACCGGCGAGAAGCCCUACCAGUGCGGGGAGUGCGGCAAGGCCUUCAGCCAGAGCACCAACCUCAUCAAGCACCAGCGCUCCCACACCGGCGAGAAGCCCUACCAGUGCGGCGACUGCAAGAAGAGCUUCUACCGCAGCUCCGACCUCAUCCAGCACCAGAUCACCCACACGGGCGAGCGGCCCUUCAAGUGCGCCCAGUGCGGCAAGGGCUUCACCCAGAGCGCCAACCUGGUCAAGCACCAGAAGAUCCACGCCGGGGAGAAGCCCUUCCGGUGCACCGAGUGCGGGAAGACCUUCAUCCAGAGCUCCGAGCUCAUCCAGCACCAGCGCACCCACACCGGCGAGAAGCCCUAUGAAUGCCUGCAGUGCGGGAAGAGCUUCGGGCACAGCGCCACGCUGGUCAAGCACCAGCGGCUCCACAUGGGGGUGGAGCCCUACAAGUGCCCCACCUGCCACAAGACCUUCGGCCUCAGCUCGGCCCUGGCCCGUCACCAGCGCUGCCACACCGAGGAGCGGCCCUACGCCUGCCCCGAGUGCGGGCAGAGCUUUAGCCUCAGCUCCAACCUCACCCUGCACAUGCGGAUCCACCGGGGAGAGAAGCCCUACCGGUGCGGGGAGUGCGGGAAGAGCUUCGGCAUGAGCUCCACUCUGAUCCGGCACCAGCGGAUCCACACCGGCGAGAAGCCCUACCAGUGCGCCGAGUGCGGGAAGAGCUUCGUCCGCAGCUCCCACCUCAUCCAGCACCGCCGCACCCACACCGGCGAGAAGCCCUACCGCUGCGGGGAGUGCGGCAAGGCCUUCAGCCAGAGCUCCAACCUCAUCACCCACGAGCGCAUCCACAUGGAGGAGCGGCCCCACGUGUGCCACGAAUGUGGCCAGCGCUUUGCUGAGGAGGAGGGGCUGCGGCGGCACCAGGAGGAAGGGCAUAGCGGCGGGGCGGGAGGCGGGGGGCUCGGGGAGAGCCGGGAGACUUGCAUCUGCGACGAUUGCGGGGAAAGCUUUGGAGAUAGCUCCGCGUUGGCCAAGCACCAGGAGAUCCAUGCGCCUUGUAUCUGCAACGAUUGCGGGGAAAGCUUUGGAGAUAGCUCCGCCCUGGCCAAGCACCAGAUCACCCAUGGGUCUUGCAUCUGCAACGAUUGCGGGGAAAGCUUUGGCGAUAGCUCCGCGCUGGCCAAGCACCAGGAGAUCCAUGGGUCUUGCAUCUGCAGCGAUUGCGGGGAAAGCUUUGGAGAUAGCUCCGCCCUGGCCAAGCACCGGGAGCUCCAUGCCCCUUGCAUCUGCCCGGAAUGCGGGCAGAGCUGUAAGGACAGCGCGGCCCUGACCCGGCACCAGAUCACCCACAUGCGUGAAAAGCUUUACAAGUGCCCCGACUGCGGGCAGAGCUUUGGCGACAUCUCUGCCCUCACCCAGCACCAGAGAAACCAUAUCAGGGAAAAGCUGAGAUGCCCGGACUGCGGGCAGGGGCUCGGGGCGAGCUCGGCUCCGGGGGCCCACCAGAGGGGCCGCGCCCCGGCCAAGCCCGUCCACGACUGCUCGGCUGCCGGUGCCCACGAAGGAAGCCGCGCCGAAGGGGAGCCCGUCCGUGACAGCUCGGAGCUUGGGGUCCACGAAAAAGGCCACCCCGUGGCGGAACCGUCCCACGUGGCUCUGGGCGUCCGUGGAAGAGGCCGGCCGGCGGCAGAUCCCUUCCCCGACGGCUCAGCCAGCGGCGGCCGCCCCGGCUCGGGCGAAAUGGCCAGCCUCAUCCGGCGCCCGGCCACCGAACCCUACAAGUGCCACGACUGCGGCCAGAGCUUUGCCGAGGGCGUGGGUCUCUCCCGCCACCUGGCCUCCCACCCCAAGCCCUUCCGGUGCCCGGAGUGUGGGCGCGGCUUCCCGGACCCGCCAGCCUUGGCCCAGCACCGGGAGGCCCACGCUGGAGGGGAGCCGGCCGGGCCCGGGGAGAAGAGCCGCAAAAGCUGUGCCGAGAUCUCCGCCGUCCUCUUGCGCCAGGGAAACCACGUGGCCGGGCGCGGCCUGAGGAGCCACGCGGCAGACAACCCCCUUCCUCCCGGCGGCUCGGCUCCGGCUCGGCCACGCCUCCAGCCCUCGGGCCGCGGCCUGGCCGUGGCCAGCCGCCGGGGCGGGGGGAUGUCUCUGGCGCGGCCGGAAUGUGGCAAAGGCUCCCAGGGGGGUUCUGUGCUCCUACAGCACCUCCAGAACCACGUGGGGGACAGGGUGUGAGGCCCCCGGGGGCACCGGGCCAGUUCAUAGAUAGAGACUGGGCUGGGGGGAGAGGGGGGGA
Messenger RNA from Chelonia mydas (Green sea turtle), 3520 nucleotides. RefSeq names its product zinc finger protein 420. Gene Ontology annotation, biological process: regulation of immune system process; regulation of cytokine production; negative regulation of transcription by RNA polymerase II. The record is from RefSeq and is a predicted model, not a curated record. The transcript is spliced from 6 exons. The coding region runs from base 181 to 3459 and encodes 1092 amino acids. Gene Ontology annotation, molecular function: DNA-binding transcription factor activity, RNA polymerase II-specific; RNA polymerase II cis-regulatory region sequence-specific DNA binding. NCBI's taxonomy places the organism in Eukaryota, Metazoa, Chordata, Testudines, Cheloniidae.